CUCUCUCUCUUUCUCUCUCUUAGUUGCAAAAAAUGCUCUGCAGCUGGGCUGUACCUCAAUGAAUGAAUUGGUGCACUGUGCGCGACCAUCCUCUCGCCCCUGGAUUUCCAUUGCGCCCCGCUUUCAUCCCGAACAUAUGAAUUUGCUGAGACAGACCCUUUUAAGGAGUUGAACAGAUAGGUCGGAGGAAAAAUGGCACAGCGCUUGGUUUUCUUUCUCCUGUGGCUCUUUGACCCGUCGUUCGCAGGAUUCCCUAAUCAGAUUAAUAUCGGGGGGCUGUUCAUGCGCUCCACGGUGCAGGAGCACAGCGCGUUCAGGUUCGCCGUCCAACUCUACAACACCAACCAAAACACCACUGAAAAGCCUUUCCACCUCAACUACAACGUCGACAACCUCGAGUCGUCCAACAGCUUCUCGGUCACCCAUGCAUUUUGCUCUCAGUUCUCCCGCGGGGUGUACGCCAUCUUCGGAUUCUACGACAAGAAGUCCAUGAACACCCUGACCUCCUUCUGCGGCGCCCUGCACACCUCCUUCGUCACGCCCAGUUACCCCACCGAUAACGAGGUGCAGUUUGUCAUCCAGAUGCGGCCCGCCCUCCGGGGCGCCGUCCUCAGCCUGCUCUCGCACUACAAGUGGCAGAAGUUUGUCUACCUCUACGACACGGACCGAGGUUUCUCCAUCCUGCAGGCCAUCAUGGAGGCAGCGGUAGCUAACAACUGGCAGGUGACUGCUCGCUCUGUUAGCAGCUCGACGGACGCGGCCGAGUUCAAACGCAUCAUUGAGGAGAUGGACAGGAGGCAGGAGAAGCGCUACGUGAUUGACUGCGAGGUGGACAGGAUCAACACCAUAUUGGAACAGGUUGUGACCCUGGGGAAGAACAGUCGUGGUUACCACUACAUUCUGGCCAAUCUUGGAUUUUCUAAUGUGAGCCUGGACAAAGUCUUCGCCGGUGGAGCCAACAUUUCAGGGUUUCAGAUAGUCAACCCUGAGAACCCGAUAGUGCAGCAGUUUAUGCAGCGCUGGGAGCGGCUAGAUGAAAGAGAAUUCCCAGAAGCCCGAAACGCUCCUCUGAAGUACACUUCAGCUCUGACCCACGACGCCAUCCUGGUGAUCGCGGAGGCCUUCAGGUACCUGCGGCGCCAGCGUGUGGACGUCUCUCGCAGAGGCAGCGCCGGGGACUGUCUGGCCAAUCCCGCUGUACCGUGGAGCCAGGGCAUAGACAUCGAGAGAGCGCUGAAAACGGUCCAAGUUCAGGGUAUGACCGGGAACAUCCAGUUUGAUAACUAUGGCCGCCGGACCAACUACACCAUAGAUGUUUAUGAGAUGAAAACAGGUGGGCCAAGAAAGAUUGGGUACUGGAACGAGUACACGCGAUUUGUAAAUAUAAUGGACCCGCAGGUCUCCAACGACUCCUCAGUGGAAAACCGAACGAUUGUGGUCACUACUAUUAUGGAAGCUCCUUAUGUGAUGUACAAGAAAAAUUAUAUGCAUCUGGAGGGGAAUGACAGAUAUGAAGGCUACUGCGUCGAUUUAGCAUCUGAGAUUGCCAAACAUGUUGGAAUUAAGUACAAACUGUCUAUAGUAAUGGAUGGAAAGUACGGAGCCCGAGACCCUGACACCAAGACGUGGAACGGGAUGGUGGGUGAACUGGUCUACGGGAGAGCAGAUAUAGCCGUUGCACCUCUCACCAUUACUCUGGUUCGAGAGGAGGUGAUAGACUUUUCCAAGCCCUUUAUGAGCUUGGGCAUCUCCAUUAUGAUAAAGAAGCCUCAAAAGUCCAAGCCCGGCGUUUUCUCCUUCCUGGACCCGUUGGCCUAUGAAAUCUGGAUGUGUAUAGUGUUUGCCUAUAUUGGGGUGAGCGUGGUCCUGUUUCUGGUCAGUCGGUUCAGUCCUUAUGAGUGGAACCUGGAAGAACAGGACGAGACCAAAGACCCCCAGACUCCCCCCGAUCCUCCCAAUGACUUUGGCAUCUUCAAUUCCCUCUGGUUCUCAUUGGGCGCCUUCAUGCAGCAGGGCUGUGACAUCUCGCCCAGGUCACUGUCAGGCCGUAUUGUCGGGGGCGUCUGGUGGUUCUUCACCCUCAUCAUCAUCUCCUCCUACACAGCCAACCUGGCUGCCUUCCUGACCGUGGAAAGAAUGGUCUCUCCUAUUGAAAGCGCUGAAGAUCUGGCCAAGCAGACAGAGAUAGCAUAUGGCACUCUGGACUCAGGCUCCACAAAAGAAUUCUUUAGGCGAUCCAAAAUAGCAGUGUAUGAGAAGAUGUGGUCAUACAUGAAAUCUGCUGAACCGUCGGUGUUUGUUAAGACCACACCUGACGGCGUAGCCCGGGUACGAAAGUCGAAGGGCAAGUUUGCCUUUCUCCUCGAGUCCACCAUGAACGAGUACAUUGAGCAGCGGAAGCCGUGCGACACCAUGAAAGUGGGCGGAAACCUCGACUCGAAAGGCUACGGUGUGGCGACGCCCAAAGGCUCAGCAUUAAGAACUCCUGUAAACCUUGCAGUAUUGAAACUCAGUGAACAAGGCAUCUUAGACAAGCUGAAAAACAAAUGGUGGUACGAUAAGGGUGAAUGUGGAACCAAGGACUCUGGAAGUAAGGACAAGACAAGUGCUCUCAGCCUAAGCAAUGUGGCUGGUGUCUUCUAUAUUCUGGUUGGAGGGCUGGGGCUGGCCAUGAUGGUGGCUCUGAUAGAGUUCUGUUAUAAAUCACGGCAAGAAACCAAACGGCUGAAAUUGGCCAAGAAUGCACAGAAUUUUAAGCCGGCUCCCCCGACCAACACCCAGAACUUUGCCACAUACAGAGAAGGCUACAACGUGUACGGAACCGAGAGCGUUAAGAUCUAGAGGUUUAGGAAACAUUUCCAUUGUCCCUCACAACUGUGACUGAACACCUAUGAAAGGCACAGGAUCAAGGGGAUUUGAGCUCCACGCCAAACCCUCUCUCGGGUGGACACGGCACGAUAAUCUGCAAAGACGACACGACUGGACUGGUCAUGGGAAGAGCCGCCGCGGUUCCCUCCUCUCAGUGCCUUAUGGAACUCUGAGUCCAAUCAAUGCAACUCAUUCACAAUAAUUGCUUUUUUGCUUGAAACUCAUACAAAACAGAAGAAUGGUGCAGAAGAAUACACAUAUACAUAUAUAUAUACAUAUAUAUAUAUAUAUAUAUAUAUAUAUAUAUAUAUAUAUAUAUAUAUAUAUAUUCAUAUAUAUAUAUAUAUAUAUGAAACACACAACAUGAAUGACAGAACUAAAGCCAUCAUUUGCAACCCUAAGCACAUUUUGAAGUGCCAGAAAGACAGAGAGACAGCAAAUCUUACACGACAAGUGUCUAAUUAAUUGGUUUCUUGUAAUCAAUGUGAUCGAAUUUUGCUCUUCAUCCUUCCGCUGCCAGAUUUUCACUGGUUAUAUGUCUUCAAAUUAUUUUAUUAGAUCUACUCAGUGCACUGUAAGACACUGGUUAUUAGACAAUAGCUUUUAUACUGCUGUGGGUCACUUCUUACGACCUUGUACUUGUUUAAAAGAUGAAUCUCAUUGGAGUGAAACGCCAUUCAGCCCAAAAUACGACGACGAGUGUUGUUUGUACUCUAAACUUUGGUGCUGCUGCCACUGUCCUCUGAACGUUUGGUGGGACUCACGAAGAAGAGAAGAUGAUCUGCACCGGGUCAUAUUUCGCACCUCCAAUACUGCCAAGAGUGUGUUUUUGUAUGACAAAAGAGUGUGUAAAGCAAAGCAUUCAUGCCUGAGUGAAGGAGAAGGAGAGACCUGCUUGUGAUUUACGGUGUGUAAAAAUAUCAAGGAAGCACUGACUCGCCGAGCGUCGCUGCUGCUGCGAACAGCCUCUCCCUGAAGUCUAGAGUCAUUCAAACCUUCUGUACAUCAAAGUAAAACCAAACAAAAAAGGGUAAUUCAGUUGUAGAUUAACUGCAAUCCAAUUAAAGGAUAACAGUAAUGGCUUUUAAACUGUAGUAUUUUGGAUUACCUUAACAUUUACUUUAACAAUUGCACAUUUUAAAAUGAGCUGUGGUUUGCUUUCAAUUUGAUUUCCUUUAACAGGCAUUACAGUGUUUGGUGACUUCACUUAGUAAAUGAAAAUGAAAAAUAAAUGAAUAAAACAGAAAAUAGAUUUAUACAAGGUUAUACCAGGGAGAGUCUUGAAGCUUAGCACAUUUCCAUAUUGCUGUAAUAAUUUCUUUUCUUUCAAAAAGACUGUGAUUCCAUAGGAUUUAGGAAGAUACUUAUCUAAUCACCUGAAACUAUGGACAGAUAGUUUUAUAUAUA
Molecule: messenger RNA, 4275 nt
Organism: Salarias fasciatus (jewelled blenny)
Lineage: Eukaryota; Metazoa; Chordata; Actinopteri; Blenniiformes; Blenniidae
Product: glutamate receptor 3-like
Exons: 16
Coding region: 193-2841 (882 amino acids)
Biological process (GO): monoatomic ion transport
Cellular component (GO): membrane
Molecular function (GO): signaling receptor activity; ligand-gated monoatomic ion channel activity
Source: RefSeq, a predicted model, not a curated record